AUGAGUGUUCAUAGUGAACUGGGAAUUUCCCCAGCUCUCCUUCAAGCUAUAGCUCAAACACUUACAUCAUCAGCACUGACUACAUCUUCACGAGACUCAGCCCUGCCAACCAUUGCCAAAGACAAGUCACAGGCUGCACCACAUUCAUUAGGAUCACAUCAGCUGAAGGACAGAAUUGAGGCCAGCAUGUCUUUAAAUAAAUCGUCAGCAGGUGGGGUUAUAUCACAUUUGCUGCAGAAUCUAAAUGAACCUGUGGCGUCAUUAAUUACGCAGUCAAAUGUGUCAUCUCAUGCUAUUCAGAGCCUGGCAUCAACAGAAAACAGUUCCAUUAUGUCCCAGGCGGGAUUGUCAUUGCUGGGGUUGUCAAGUAGUGGUGCCACGACCACUUCGGGACUUAAUCUCACAAACACUUCAGUGAAACAUUUCACACAGCCCUCUAUGGUCAUGUCAAAUGAUGAGAUAACAAUAACGAACUUCCUGCUCAAAGAUGAACCUUCAGAUGACUUGGAGCAGUCCAUCCUGCAGCAAAGCUCACAGCCAAUGAACACUGUUAGUAGUGUUUUGACAGCUUUUGCUUCCCAGCAUAUGAAGGAGUCACUGACUAAAAAAACACACAAGCAGAGCCAUGGUGUUUCAGCCUCCCAGCUACAGCAGCAAAGUCUCGACUGCUCCGCUGACAUAAUUAGCACCAACAACGACAGCGAUGGUGCCAACGAAGCUCGAUCGCAGCCUCAGAUCAUUAUCUAUAGGUACAUCAACUCUAAUGGUCAAGAGGUGGUUCUGCCAGCGUCUUCGCCACAAGGAAAUGAUUUUGUGGUUAGUGAAUCAGAGGGCAGUUCAGAUACUCCCACAACAUACAAAGUGUUGCUUCAGUCUGCAGAUGAUGUUAGAGACAGCAAUCAUGUGCCAUAUUCUUCUAAUGUUACUUACACUUUUUCCUCUUCUAAUGCGGCCCCAGUUACAGAUUCACAGAACACUGUGGAUGGAAUGAGUCGUCCCUGUCCUGUCUGCGGGGACAAGGUAUCGGGCUAUCAUUACGGAAUAUUCACUUGUGAGAGCUGUAAGGGCUUUUUCAAGCGCACGGUUCAAAACAAGAAAACAUUUGUGUGCCCCAAAGCUUCAGAUUGUAUUAUCAAUUCUCUCAAUCGCAAAAAGUGUCCUGCUUGUAGGUUCAAGCAGUGUCUUGUCAUGGGAAUGAAGUUAGAAGCUAUCAGACAAGACAGAACAAGAGGAGGAAGGAGCUCAUAUGAUGGCUGUGUGACACAUUUGAAAAACCGUGUGCCUACAUUUGACAAAAAACUGAAACGAGUUGGCAACAGAAUUCCUCUUUUAGGAGAUGUUUCAGAUCAGUCACAGGAUGCCAGAGAAGGGACAAAGUCUCACAGGCACCUGGUUGCUAUCCUGAAUCAUGACACUCAUAGACAGACCAGUCCCAAUUGUGGAACACCACAAAUCCCAGAACUUCUGAGAGAUAUUAUGAACCUGGAACCACUGUUAAGUGAUGAUGACCUGCCGGCCGAGUCCCUGAUGGAGGCUCCCUUCCAUGAGCAGGCACUCUACUCCUACAUGAUGCAGCUGGCAGAACUCAGGCUGUAUAAACUGGUGCGGUGGGCAAGGAAUCUUCCUCAGUUUGGUGCAAUCUCUACAGAUGACCAGAUUUUGCUGUUACAAAACUGCUGGUCGGAGCUGAUAGCCUUGAGUCUGUGCUGGAGAUCCAUAGACACCCCAAACCAGAUCAGCAUCUCCACAACUCAUCACAUCACAGCAGAGUGGGCACAGCACCUGGGGUUUGAAGACGUGGUUGUCCGGUUACUCAACAUAGCAGAGAAGUUUCGCAAACUCUACAUGGACCAGUUUGAAUAUGUGGCUCUUAAGGUGCUGCUGCUGAUAACCCCAGAUGUGAAAGGCCUCAAAGAACCACGGAAAAUCCGAGACUUCCAGGAAAAGCUGACAGAAGCCCUUCUAGCAUACACCACUUCACAUUAUCCACACAUGAAGGACAAGUUUGGACAGCUUCUGCUGCGACUGCCAGAGCUCUCACGCAUUAGCUUCCUAUCUAAAGACAUACUGAUUAAAUCUUUGCCCCCCAGCCUCCCCUGCGGACUCCUGGUUGAACUUUUAAAGGGGGAUAACAAAGGGGAAGGAGAUGGUUCAAGUUUGAGUUUGUGA
Molecule: messenger RNA, 2169 nt
Organism: Candidula unifasciata
Lineage: Eukaryota; Metazoa; Mollusca; Gastropoda; Stylommatophora; Geomitridae
Source: the annotation of a GenBank genome assembly